AUGCUAGCUCCAACCUCGCAUAUCCAGUACUUGGCAGUUCUGGCUCCUUCAGCUGUCGUCGCGGAUGCUACACCCUCCAACCACCGUGCCCGACCCUCCUCGGCGUCCUCGCUCUCCAACGACCACUUCGACUCACCGACCGCAUAUCUCGGCAUCUUCUCCGCCGAAUCCCCCAACGCAGGUCGGCGAGCCCUCCGCAAGCCUUCACCGGGCCUUCUCGCGCGUGUGAGACUCCUCAGCCAUCGAAGCAAGAACCGCACCGUCUCAAGCCCGGCGCUCGGAGUCGAUAUCGGACGGAUACCCGAGGAUCACCUCAGGGAGCUGGACAGCCGACACAGAGCCCAUUCGAUCAGAGUGGAGCGGAGAGGGCAGGCCUGGAACAGGACCCAUCCACGGUUGGAGCCGCAGCUGACGGGUGGGAGCAUGCCGGAGCUUGUUAUGGAUGGGCAGACGGAGCUAGAAAGUGAUCACUCCUCGAUCAUCAGCACGAGCGACAGGAUGGGUCCGUCGGAUACCGAGAGUGAGCUCGAUGGUGCCGAGCACGACACCCUGAAAUACCGACUGCCGGAUGUGGGGAAGGUGGCAGGGGACUUGCGAAAUAGCAGUCGGCCAGACCUCGAGCAAGAGCCGGAGGAAGAGCCAUCAAGACCCCCGACGCCGCCGCCGAAGGACACUCCGCCUAUGCUCACUUCCCCGCGUAGGGAUGGAACCUUUUCCCAAGGAAUCUCUACCGACGACGAAGCGUACUUCAACCCCUACGGCGCAUCUCGGACGAACUCCAUCUACUCUCUAUCUCGUGCAUCCUUCACGAAUCAGCUCUCCCAACUUACGUCCAUCAGGCUCCCGCAAGCCUCGUCCCUUUCGGAAAGCAUUGCAUCUAUACCAACUUCCACCGCAGCCGCGCGGGCGCUCGAGGACGCGGCAGAGCAGAUACGAAUAUGGAUGAACAAGGCGUCAGAAGUGCUCGACGGUUUGGAUGCAGAGGACGACAUCGAAUGGGCCGCAGCAGGAGGUCGCGAAGGCCUGGACCAAGUCGACGCGGCUAUCAACCGGUUCGAGAGUCUGGUUACUGUUUACGUGGUCGCCAUUGAAAACCUGCAAGCUCGGGACGACAUCGCAAGUUUGACAACCGAGGAGCUGGAAAGGAUGGUUGCCCAUAUGGAGGGCAUUGUGCAGGAGUGGCAGAACAUAAAGCGCGCACUCGGAGCCAUCAAGGAGCAAGUGGAGAUAGCAAUGGAGUGGGAGGAUAUCUGGAACACUGUGCUAGGGGAGAUUGGCCUGGAGAUAGAAGCACUGGGUCGGCUGGUAUUUGAGAUGGAAGAGCGAAGGCACCAAAGUGCGCCUCUGGACAGCGAAAGCGGCAGCGGCCUGGAUAUUGGGGAGCUGGAACGGAUUGUGGUAGAGAGUCCGAAGACCGAGGCCAGAGUCACCGCAAACAACCGCUACAGCCUGCCGCCGGCUCUCACACUAAACAGUCCCAUACAGAGCCCGACCGCCAAACAGGUGCAGGAGGACUCGAACUUGCUCCAGCUGUUUGCAAAGAUGCAGCCGCUCCGCGCAUCACUCGACUUCCUUCCUAUGCGGCUCGCUCACUUCGGCGCCCGCGGCAGUGCGGUGUUCCCAACGGCCUGCGAGGAGCUUGAUAAGCGACGAGACACCCUAGAGGCAAGAUACAAGAAGCUAGAGGACGACGCCGAGGCCCUGAGGCGCGAGCUCAGCGACGACCGCUGGGUUCACCUCUUCCGCAAUGCCGGCCAAAAAGUCUCCGCCAUGUUCGACAGCCUCGCACGCAGCCUUUCUAAGCUGACCGAAGCACUCGAAGAGGACCCUCACAACCUCGAACUCCUCGCAAAGCGCAUCGAAUACUACACCUCCAAACAACCGCACUAUCCCCCCGCGAUCGAGCAGAUCCUGUCCAUCAUCGACAAAGGCGCGAAGGAGCGUCUGAGCCUCAACGGCGAGAUCCUGCGCCUGCAGUCCGACAUGCAGCGGCGCUGGGCAGACCUCAAGAACGACAUGGCCGCCAUGGACGCGGCUAUCAAGCACGUCGACUCUCCGAAGAACCAGCAACUGCGCGACUCCAUCUCCACGAUCCUAACCGCCGACCACUCCGCCAACAGCAGCAUGGUUGCCACGCCCGGCAGCUCACCCGCCUCCUCAGUCGUCCUCAUGAGCCGCAAGAGCAGCGAACACGGCUAUGGUGGCCUCAGCAAGUCGCGCCAGAGCAGCAGCAGCGUGACAGGCAGCGCUGGCUCCCUACCCACGCCCACGGGACGGCGCUACUCGAGCAUGCCGUCCGCCCUGCCGAACCUCAGCCUCAGCGGUAUCCCCCGCAAAACAGCCGUCUCGCGCUCCAGCGCCUCAGAAACAACGCCCCAGCGCGCGGCAUCGCAGUCACCCACUACGCCCCGCUUGCCGCCACUGCCACCGUCGUCAACCCCCACACCAUCACACGGUUAUCGCACCCCACCGGCUUCUGCCGGGUCGGACACAGCACAGCCGCCGAAACCGCGCUGGAACCCCUCGACGAACACGAACGAUAUCGUGCUCGGGUUAGCCACUAAACCGCUGCCGCCGGUGCCGUCGGUGACGCCGAGUCCGCACGCGAAAAGCGUUGCCACGCCGUCGACGGCGCGGAAUAGUAUCCGCUCUGUCUCCUCCGUGUCAGGGAUCCCCGUCUCGAGCCCGCUGAGCCGCAACUCGCCAUACUCAACACCGCCACCCUCCGCGCUGCCGCGACCAACGUCGAUCACGCCUCAGCCGUCUGCUGUAACGGCCGCGCUCUCGUCGGCUAACAAGCACCGGCAGCCGCUGUCGCCGGCCUCGCCCACAGCCUCGAGACUCCCGUCCUCGGCCGCGCGACCGCUGUCGCAAAUCGCGAACCCGGGCCUCAGGCUUGGGACUGCUGGGAGAAGGGUCAGUGGCAUUCCGCUGGGGUCUAUCGCUGCAUCGGUCGAGGAGGAUGGUGGUGGGGAGAAUAGUCCGGCUGGUAGGGUGGCGGCGGGGAAGGCGAAAAUGGGGAGGACGUCCAUGGGAACGGGAAGGGAGAGUAGAGGUGGGGGGAGUGGGAGGGUGAGUAGUUUGGGUGCGUCGCCUGGGGCUGGGGAGGAGAGGCCGAGGUGGCGGAUUUAG
This is a messenger RNA of Coniosporium apollinis CBS 100218, 3132 nucleotides long. RefSeq lists its product as uncharacterized. Gene Ontology annotation, cellular component: mating projection tip; spindle pole body; cell cortex. Gene Ontology annotation, biological process: nuclear migration along microtubule; mitotic spindle orientation checkpoint signaling; establishment of spindle localization. The transcript has a single exon. Bases 1 to 3132 code for a protein of 1043 amino acids. NCBI's taxonomy places the organism in Eukaryota, Fungi, Ascomycota, Dothideomycetes. The record is from RefSeq and is a predicted model, not a curated record.